This is a messenger RNA of Cuscuta campestris, 2049 nucleotides long. The record is from the annotation of a GenBank genome assembly. NCBI's taxonomy places the organism in Eukaryota, Viridiplantae, Streptophyta, Magnoliopsida, Solanales, Convolvulaceae.
GAUGGCGGCCGUCCCGUCUCUUCUGGUCCACUAUAAACCACACAACAAUUCGUCCCCAAUUGGAAAAUUAGCCAAAAACAGGGGGAAAAAACUAUUUUCUCUUUUCCGAUCUCAGGUAUUUUCAGGUUAAUUCGUUCCCCUUCAAUCUGUUGUUUGUAAAUAUUUUCAGAAUCAUCGCACAAAUAAUAAUAUAGUUUCCCAGAAUCUCACUUUUCUGUUCUUUACCGAAUUUUCCUGAUUCGAACUGCGCAAUUUGUUCGGAUUCCUCCCGCACUUGUUAGGGUUUUUAUGUUUGAUCUUUAAAUUUAUCUUCCCCUCUGUGAAUAAUACUAAUUCUCGAGUCAUCGUUAAUUUUGGGGGUUUUAUGUUUAGUUUACCCAUCUGAUGUUAGGGUUUCCUUAAAGUUUGAUUUUUUUUGUUGUGGGGAAAAAGGGUUUUGAUUAGUUCUCUGAUUAUUGGUUUAUAACAAGUCUUGGUUUUUUUCUUUUGUAAGCUGUGUGGAAAUCAUCCAUUUUGGUUGGUUUCUUCUCUUUCUCUUCUGGUUUUUAGUAGUUCAGCAGGAAGAUAGAUUGUGUGUUUUAUGUCUUGAAAUUGGACCGAAGAUUGGGUGAUUUUGGAUAUAUUCUGUGAAGACUGGAAUCAAUGGCUGCUACUUGGUGUCUUUUGAGUCCCCUUCCAGUUCAUGGUGGGAAGGAAAAGAAGCCACUCGGUGCUGGUGUGUGCCGCGGUGUUCAGUCUUUAAGAUUUCUUCGGUGUCCGAAACUUGUCCACAAGAGAUUAUUAUGGGCCGACCGGAUGUUGGGUCGUUUUCCCAUAAGAAGCCAGGUGAUGCAAACGCCGUCCAUGGAUAAAAUGGUUGAAUCGGAUGUAGACCGGAGGCCAUGGCCACCAGAGAACAGGGUAGGUAGCCCGGCCAUUCAUAACCCGUUGAUCCGUCACGAGAGACUGGGUUGCGGAUGGUUGGCUGCUGUGUUUGAGUGGGAAGGUGUGCUGGUCGAAGACAACCCCGACCUCAAGAGGGAAGCCUGGUUGGCUCUUUCUAGGGAAGAGGGGAAACCCCCGCCGCCGGCUUUCAUACUCCGGAGAAUCGAGGGGAUGAAGAACGAGCAAGCGAUAUCCGAAGUUCUUUGCUGGUCAAGGGACUCUCUCGAGACAAAGAGAAUGUCGGCCCGGAAGGAGGAAAUCCACCAAGCCCUACACUGCGGGACCCACCGCUUCCGUCCUGGGUCCCGCGAAUUCAUCGACACUCUGACGCAUCACAACAUCCCGACGGCUCUCGUCUCGACCCGCCCGAGAUCCACGGUCGAGGCCGCAGUCCGAUCCGCGGGAAUUAGAGAGGAACGGCCCUUCGGUGCGGUCGUGGCCUCGGAAGACGCCCACCGGGGGAAGCCGGACCCGGAAAUGUUCAUCCACGCGGCGCGGCUUCUGGGGAUCGUGCCCCAGAGGUGCAUUGUCUUCGGGAACUCAAAUCUGACCGUGGAGGCCGCGCACGAUGCGCGGAUGAGGUGUGUUGCGGUUGCUAGCCGGCACCGGGUGUACGAGCUUGGCGCGGCCGACUUGGUCGUUAAGAGGCUCGACGAGCUCUCGGUUGUCGACUUGAAGAAGCUCGUGGCUAAAAUGGACGAGUUCGAGGUAGAGGUCGAGGAAGAAGAUGAUGGGCCGUAUCGUUCUUUGGCCGUCGGUGUCGCCGAUUUGUGGUAAUUUGUAUCUGUUUGUACAGCAUAAUAGCAGUUCUUACUGUGUUUAAUCUAGUUUCCAUAGGAGGAGGAGGAUGAGAUAUAGAUUAAAGAAGCUUUACACUGAAUAUCAAGAAAGUAUAUGUGAAAAAAAAAGAGGUUAAGGGGCCACAGGGAUAAAACCAAAGUUGACGCCACCGGAAAUGGUUACACACAACAUUUGUUGGGAAAAGUUUGGUGUCAUGUGUGGUGUGAUUAUAGUAUGAUUUCAUCAAAAGCUAAUAGUGUGUGUAAGUUUUAUGUUGUGCAAAUAUGUGUAUCAUAUGAGAUAUCACUGCUUGUUAUGCAAUUGUUAUAAAAGUACAUAUGUACG